CGCCUCGUCGUAGCCGUCCUCGGAGACACAAACCGAGUCCCGGCGCGGGGAUCCGCCGUGAAGCCGGGCCCCGGGGAAGGCUGACGGGACUUGGCGGAGCUCGGGGGGCACCGGAGCGGGGCACGGAGCCGCCUGGAAGCCCCGAGCAGGCUGGUCCCGGAGCCGAGGCGAGCUGAGAUUUGCCAGCCCUGAGCUUUUUUCUUUUUCUUUUUUUUUUUUUUUUACUCUCUCAUUCUCCGCAGCUCUCCUCCGGGGCAGCGGCGGUUUCGUCUGCGCGCAGUAGCAGGAAGCGUUUAAAAGACCUUUCCGGGGGUUGUUUCUGUUCCUGCCUUAUUGCUAGGUCGGAUGCUGUCGCCACCCUGAGGGAGCGCGGAGGCAGGAGUCUGCCGGGGGGGCUGAUCCGCUUGUGCUCCGGACCAUGGACUCAUUGAGGGCGGCCCAGGUGUGAAAAUGUCCAGCAGCAACCGGGACUUGGUGAUUGACUUUGUUUCCUACAAGCUGUCGCAGAAGGGCUACAGCUGGAGCCAGCUGGAGGAGGAGGAUGAGAACAGGACUGACCUCGCGGCGGAGGCCGGCACGGACGGGGUGCUCAACGGGAGCCCGUCCUGGCACCCGCCCGCCAGCCAGGUAGUGAACGGCGCCGCCGUGCACCGGAGCAGCCUCGAGGUCCACGAAAUCGUUCGGUCAGCCGCCGUGAGGCAGGCGCUGCGAGAAGCGGGGGACGAGUUUGAGCUGAGGUACCGCCGGGCCUUCAGCGACCUCACCUCCCAGCUCCACAUCACCCCCGGCACGGCGUACCAGAGCUUCGAGCAGGUGGUGAACGAACUCUUCCGCGAUGGAGUGAACUGGGGGCGCAUCGUGGCUUUCUUCUCCUUCGGAGGGGCGCUGUGCGUGGAGAGCGUCGACAAGGAGAUGCGGGUACUGGUGGGGCGCAUUGUGGCGUGGAUGACCACGUACUUGACCGACCAUCUAGACCCCUGGAUCCAGGAGAACGGCGGAUGGGAGCGGUUUGUGGACCUCUACGGGAACGAUGCUGCUGCGGAGAUGAGGAAGGGCCAGGAGACCUUCAACAAAUGGCUCCUGACCGGGGCGACGGUGGCCGGAGUGCUCCUGCUGGGAUCCCUGCUGAGCCGCAAGUGACCCGCCGUCCCGUCCCGUCCCGUCCCGUCCCGUCCCGUCCCGCCCUGCCCCGUCCAUCCCGUCCCGUCCCCAGGACGGCUGCGCCUUCACCGCCACAUCCACUACACGGCUCCCGAGCACCGCCGCUGUGGGGGCAGACCCCCCGCGCCUCCCGGGCAAGCGCCCUGCUCGGCGGAGCUCCCUCCCUCGCGCCGCCAGCUCCUUUUCUCGUAGCUCCUCUUAUUUGACCGUUCCGUUGUGUUUGAAAGGCGCUGAGACCGAUGCAGCACUUCAGCCGACAGCUCCCAGCGCUGGGGAGAUCCAGGCAGCCGGGGGCGGGGGGGGGGGGAGCGCUGGCUAGAAGGCGUCCCAGCCCUGCGGGGUCCUUUAGAUCACUUUGAAGAGAAUAAACAGACUUAUUUUUGCAUGU
Molecule: messenger RNA, 1549 nt
Organism: Cygnus atratus (black swan)
Lineage: Eukaryota; Metazoa; Chordata; Aves; Anseriformes; Anatidae
Gene: BCL2L1
Product: BCL2 like 1
Exons: 5
Coding region: 451-1140 (229 amino acids)
Biological process (GO): negative regulation of intrinsic apoptotic signaling pathway; extrinsic apoptotic signaling pathway in absence of ligand; intrinsic apoptotic signaling pathway in response to DNA damage
Cellular component (GO): mitochondrial outer membrane
Molecular function (GO): protein homodimerization activity; protein heterodimerization activity
Source: RefSeq, a predicted model, not a curated record